AUGUUUGAUUUGCGAAAGGAUUACCUAUUGUGGCAAAGACAAUAUCGUACUGAAAACAUCUCUGGAAGCAAAAAUAACUUUCUUUGCAGUUAUCCAUUCAUCUUUGACGCUUCCGCAAAAAGUCUGAUCCUGGCUAUUGACUCUGAAAUACAGCAAGAUCAAGCGGCACAAAACUCAGUGUACCAGCAAAUCCUUUAUUCUACACCAAUUGACGGUACAAUUUAUGUAAAUCCAUACCUUACUAUUUCGGUUCAUCGCAACACUAUUCUACAAGAGACGAUUAAUCAGCUUUGUUACCUCACAAAACACAAUGAAUCGGAUUUUAAAAAGCCGUUGAAAGUGAGUUUUGAAGGAGAAGAUGCCGUUGAUGCUGGCCAAGGCAUGAAAAAAGAGUUCUUUUUAUUAUUGAUGAAAGAAAUUCUUGAUGAAAAGUACGGAAUGUUUGUAGAGUACAAUGAGACAGCUUGCAUUUGGUUUCACCACGCUAGUUUCGAAGAAGAAACCAUGUUUCACUUGAUUGGAGUUCUAGCUGGACUGGCCAUCUACAACAAAGUCAUUAUAAACUUGCCUUUUCCAGUAGUGCUUUACAAGAAGAUUCUCGGUGAACCGUUAGACGGACUAGAUGAUCUUGCCUACUUAGAUCCGAUGCUUUCAAAGAAUCUGAAAGAAAUUUUAAACACAUCUUAUGGUCCCGAAGAAUUUGAUGCUAUUUUUGGUGAAAUGAAUUUUACCAUAACCAUGCAAACAUUUGGCUCUCCCGUAGAGUAUGAACUUUGUCCUAGUGGAAAAGAAGUUCGGCUGACAUAUGAAAACCGUGCCGAAUAUGUCGAACUUUAUUGGAAGUACAUUUUGGACACUUCAAUCAAAAAGCAGUUUUUUGCAUUUCGCAACGGCUUUAUGAAAGUUCUAGAUUCUACGAUUUUGACCAUACUGAAUGCAGAAGAACUGAAGGCUAUGAAAUUUUUAAUGCUUGAAGAAAUUGAAACUCAUGAAAAUAAAUCUGAUUUUGCAAAGUACAGUAAAUCAACUUGUGAAACAAAGGAUGAUUUGGCAAUUUUGGUUAAAGAUUUAACCGUCAAAUGGGACUCGAUCACAUUAGCAUUAGCGCUAAAAAAGGCGAGCUAG
Messenger RNA from Rhagoletis zephyria (snowberry fruit fly), 1125 nucleotides. NCBI's taxonomy places the organism in Eukaryota, Metazoa, Arthropoda, Insecta, Diptera, Tephritidae. The record is from RefSeq and is a predicted model, not a curated record.